Lachancea dasiensis is the source of this 2433-nucleotide messenger RNA. NCBI's taxonomy places the organism in Eukaryota, Fungi, Ascomycota, Saccharomycetes, Saccharomycetales, Saccharomycetaceae. The record is from the annotation of a GenBank genome assembly.
AUGUACAAACUAGUAGUACUUCUGGUCGCGCAGAUCUUCGCGAUUCUGACAUUUUCAGCAGGGUUUUUCCCUCAGAAGUCCGUUUCGAAGGGGGACGCUUGGUUUACCUAUCGACCAGAUAUCCAUGAGCAGAUUGAACCACGAUUUGGAAAGCUGAUAUUGGUUGUUGUUGAUGCUUUAAGAUCUGAUUAUCUAUUUAACGCCGAAAUGAGUCAGUUCAGCUUUGUACAUGAGCUACUGAAUAAGGGACAUGCGUGGGGUUACACCACAUACGCAAAUCCCCCAACCGUAACGCUGCCGAGACUUAAGGGAAUAACUACAGGAUCCACGCCAAACUUUCUGGAUGCAAUUUUGAAUGUUGCUGGGGACGAUUCAUCUUCUAGCUUGAAAGAUCAAGAUUCGUGGUUGCGCCAAUUUCACACUCAUCACAAAAAGAUCAACUUUUUUGGAGAUGACACCUGGCUGAAACUCUUUCCCGAAGAGUACUUUGGUGAGAUCGAUGGAACCAAUUCCUUCUUCGUGAGCGACUUUGAAGAGGUGGAUCUGAACGUUACACGACAUCUGCCACGCCAGUUGGCUUCACAAGCAUCGUGGGAUGUCCUGAUCCUUCAUUAUUUGGGUCUCGACCAUAUUGGUCAUAAAGGAGGCGCCUUUUCAAGUUUUAUGCCGCCAAAACAUCGUGAAAUGGACUCGGUUAUCCAGCAAAUCUACGAGGCUGUUGAUGAGGAUACUCUUCUCUGUGUGAUGGGUGAUCAUGGCAUGAAUGAUAUGGGGAAUCAUGGGGGAUCAUCUGCAGGAGAGACCGCUGCAGGGCUGGUAUUGAUAUCAAAGAUGCUCGGAAAAUUCGAAAAACCUGCUCGGCAGAAAAAUGUGGAACUUCCAUUGAAAGUAAAGAGUGAUGAUUACAAAUAUUUGACGUCUAUCAAUCAAAUCGAUUUAGUUCCUACAAUCGCAACGGUUUUCAAUUUCCCCAUUCCUAAGGACAGCAUUGGUGUUGUUAUUCCUGACAUUUUACAACUAUUCUCCCCACAAGAGGCUCGCGUCAAGCUGUUGGAUAACUAUUAUCAGCUAACUGGCUCCACCGACAAACGUAAUGAAGCAUAUGAGAACAUCUUUCCGGUGAUAGAAGAGAUGAGAUCAAUUCAAAACGACCUGGCCAAAGUAGCUACCGAUUACAAUUACUAUUUGUUGGGAGUUGGCCUACUGGUUCUUGUUGCCGUCACUUCGGUGGUACUCAUUGAAUGUGUGAAACACUCGACGUCUUAUUUUGAACUUUUACCUACUUUCGCAACCACUUUCUUGUUGAGUUUGAGUACCUUUGGAAGCAGUUUUGUCGAGGAAGAGCAUCAAUUAUGGUGGUGGGGGUCUAUAGCUCUCGCUGCGAGUUCAUACAUCAAGGUGCCACGCGAGAUCCUUUGCCAUGUACUUAUCCUCUCAGGACUGAGGCUCAUCCGUGGAUGGAAUAACAGUGGUCAAAAGUAUGUUUACGAAUAUACCAUGUCUGAGCUUUUAAAGUGCCAUCAUCAAUGGCUGUGGGUUCUUAACACGAUCACAAUAUUUUCGACACAAUUAAGUGGCCAAAGCGAACACCUGGUCACCCAAAUGACUGCAUUAUUUGUUUCUUCACUCAGUCUUGUCUACAAAGCUGCAUGGAGCAUCACGAAUGGCGAACCUGUGCCCUUUUGGCUUCAAAAAAUAUGUUUCCAAACGCUAGGUAGCGGAGGCGAUGACCCUGUGGAACAGAUAAAGCAAAACCUUGUGCCCACCGCUAGGCUGCUCUUUUUUGCUGUAUUCGUUUUAAUUUUAAUUGAGAUAGCCCGCCAAAGGAUCAGUUCAAGAGGUGACAGCAGAUUUUUUGCUCGAAUCCAUUCUUUGACUACGGCCAUAAUGAUUUUGCAAACCUCGAGCACCAACAUUCCACAGUAUCUCAUUUUCGGCUUCAUAGCAGCUGCUAUUGAAACUCUGUGGUCGAAAUAUUAUGGGACAAGUAUUUUCCUCCUAAUGAACGUUGGCCUCGUACUGCAACAUUUGACAUUUUUCCAGUUCGGAAGCACAAACUCCAUUGCAACAGUUGACCUGACUAAUGCAUACAACGGCGUCUCCGAAAACUACAACAUUCACAUCGUAGGGCUACUAAUGUGCCUGGCCAACUUUGCACCGUCGAUUUACUGGUCCCUGGCGUGCCUACGCGCCUUGUAUGCAAAGAAGCGAGCAUCAUCCAAAUGGGAGACUUUCGGCCGGUCCCGUUUGCCUGCGCUGUUAUUCUACUGUAUUUUCGGGUGCUUCUUAUUGGCGUCCUGCGUGAUCCAGCGUUACCACUUGUUCAUUUGGAGCGUGUUUAGUCCGAAAUUGUGCUACUACGUUAGUUGGAACUUGUUUAUGAAUGCCAUAAUUAGCUGGUCUUUUGAAAGCGUGCUAGUGGCAUUAUACUAA